CGAGAUUUCAAUGAGUGCAGUUGAGUUAAUGCCACGUCUUAUACAGCUACCAGUGGUUGGACAAAACUAGAGGAAUAUUUGCAGACUAACCAAACACAGCGGACACAGGACGGAGAAGUAACCAGCGGCCAAACAGACAGUGAUAUCUGGCACAUUUAGGGGGACAAAAUGAGCUGUGUACGUCUACUGGCACUGACACUCGCCACAUGUGCAGUACUGCUGAUUGCCUCCCAGUCUGCCAUCGCUCACAGCCAUUCCCAUGGUGACCACGGACAUGGCCAUCACCACGGACACCAUCACCACGGACACUCCCACGGAGAGGACGAUCACCAUGGGCACUCUCAUGGUGCUCAGGUGAAGAUGUUCCAUGGAGCGAGCAAAUGGAGCGCUGAGGCCAACCUCCCAGAUGAGGAGGAUCACCAUGGACACGGCCACGACCAUGGACACGGACAUGCUCAUCACGAGGAUGUUGUUCGUGUGCACAAAGAUUCAAGUGACCACGCACACUCACAUGGAGGCGAGAGAGCGAAGAGGGAAGCUGAUGGAGAUGAGAAGAACAUGAUGGAACUUUGGACUCAGGCUAUUGGAGCCACCCUGCUUAUCAGCGCUGCUCCUUUCCUCAUCCUGUUUCUGAUCCCAGUUCAGUCCAACAGCGACCAGCACCAGAACCUGCUGAAGGUGCUGCUUAGCUUCGCCUCAGGUGGACUUCUGGGCGACGCCUUCCUCCACCUCAUUCCACAUGCACUGGAACCGCACUCUCACCACGGAGAAGAUCACGGCCACUCACAUGACACUGAAGAGUCACAUGACCACGGCCACUCCCACGGAGCCGCCCACGGUCACAUGAUGUCAGUGGGUCUGUGGGUCCUCGGUGGGAUCAUCGCCUUCCUGGUUGUGGAGAAGUUUGUACGUCUGCUGAAGGGAGGCCACAGCCACGGACAUUCCCACAGCCACUCACACGCUGCUCCUAAAGAAAAGGACAGUGAUGGAGAAGAAGAGAAGGAGGAGAAGAAGAAAGACGACAAAGGAAGUAAAGAUGAGAAAGUGCCAAAGAAAGAGGAGAAGAGCAGCACAGAUAUUAAGGUGUCCGGUUACCUGAACCUGGCAGCUGACUUCACACAUAACUUCACUGACGGCCUUGCAAUCGGAGCGUCAUUCCUGGUCAGUCCAGCAGUGGGCGCCAUCACUACACUCACUAUCCUGCUGCAUGAGGUCCCGCAUGAGAUCGGAGACUUCGCCAUCCUGGUCCAGUCCGGCUGCACCAAAAGAAAGGCCAUGUGUCUACAGCUGCUGACAGCCCUGGGAGCUCUGGCCGGCACAGCUUGCUCCUUAUUGGCUGAAGGCGUGGGUGCCGCGGCAACCGCCUGGAUCCUUCCGUUUACGGCCGGCGGCUUCGUUUACAUCGCCACAGUGACUGUGCUCCCAGAGCUGCUGGCGGGCCGCUCCAGCUUCGGACAGUCGCUCAUGGAGAUACUGGCCCUGCUGUUCGGAGUGGGCAUGAUGGUGUUGAUCGCCGAGUAUGAGUGAGACACCACUGAGACAGAAACGCACUCCUGAAGAGACAGACGGAUAUAGAAAAGGUCAAAAAAGGGUUAAAAAUGUGGUUUCAGGUUGAGUUCAAGUGGAUGUUUUUCUGUCAAGGUUGUGAAUUCUUUGAUUAUUUUUUUAUGAAGUUCCGCUUUGGAACAAACAUCACAUAAUAAUGGCGAAUGGAUAUUUUUUUUUUGUCUUGUUUUUUAAUUGUUUAAUUGUCAAAUGUCCAAUUGCGUUACUGCUUUAUGUUGAAGCGAAUGUGUCGACUUCAGCAGGAGUGACUCAAUGGGGGACAGAAACUGGGGAAAAGUUUUAAAGGACGGUUAUUUUUCCAGAGUGAUAGAAGGUAGUUUUACUGUUUCUGUUCCUAAACUCUGCUCACCACUUUCACAGCAGAUCAUCCACUUAGUUUCCUGCUUUUUAAACUGACAGCUGGGCCCGUCGUAAACAGAUUCCCAGUAACAAGACUGAAGUCUGAAUUCUUCAGCACAUUGGUCCAGAAGUCUACAUUUCAAAGCUGAGUCUGUCAGAAGCAAACGACGAGCUCUCAUUUGUUGUCACCACGCCGACCUGCUCCGUUCUGUGUUUACUGUCGGUUUUGUUUGAAGAUAUUGAAUGUUAGUAUUUUUACAUUCCACUGAAUAAAAGAAAUUAUUGUGGCUCAUACAGAUGGGAUCAAAAUGGAUUCAUGUUCAGCUUCAGUUAAUUAAAAUCCACCUGAUUCUCCAUGUGAGGGAAAGUUGUUUGAAAUAUAAUUGUGCUGAAAUAUUU
Messenger RNA from Sphaeramia orbicularis (orbiculate cardinalfish), 2304 nucleotides. It is a transcript of the gene slc39a7, whose product is annotated as solute carrier family 39 member 7. Gene Ontology annotation, molecular function: zinc ion transmembrane transporter activity. Gene Ontology annotation, biological process: zinc ion transmembrane transport; intracellular zinc ion homeostasis. Gene Ontology annotation, cellular component: membrane. The record is from RefSeq and is a predicted model, not a curated record. Lineage: Eukaryota; Metazoa; Chordata; Actinopteri; Kurtiformes; Apogonidae. Bases 169 to 1527 code for a protein of 452 amino acids. The transcript has 8 exons.